GGCCAGAGGCCUUUGCAUGUGGCAUCCGAAGCGGGCCACCUCCACGUGGUCGACCGGCUCACGCAAGCCAAGGCCAACUUGGAGGCGGAGGAAGGCAUGUGGUGCCGGACGCCGCUGCAUCUUGCGGCGAUGGGAGGCCACCCCGCCACGGUGGACCGGCUCGUGGCGGCCGGCGCCGCCGUCGACGCGAAGGACGGAGAUGAUGAUACGCCUCUCCACUGGGCGGCCCGCCGCGGCCACUCCGACGCGGCGCAGCGCCUGGUCGACGCCGGCGCCGACGUCGACGCCCAGGACGACCGCGGCGAAACGCCCUGGGAUUUGGCCCAAAGGGUUGGCAAAGAGAGGCCGAUGGCGCCGGUUCUGCGUCCCGUCCAGGUGGGCCUGCUGAGUGGCCGAACUGUGCGCUGUGACCCGGAGCCCAGCCGUACAGUGCGAGACCUGCUCGAAGAAGCCCAGUCAAAGCUUGGGACUGGGAUCAAGCAGCUCGUCACGAGCUCUGGGACUGUUUUGAAAGAACAGUUGUCUUUGCAAGAAGCUGGCAUUGACUACACCAGUUUUGUGACCGCCAUUGCUCCGGUCACCGAUGGUGAGGAAAUCAGUGCUUCACAAAGUGCGCCUCAGGAGACACAGGGAGGAUAUCUCGAAGCUCUUGGAGUCCUUGGAACUCGGAGCAAGUACAACCUGCAAGACCCGCAGCAGCUGAUUCGACUUCUCCUCGACGCAAACAUUGGCUUGAUGCGGUUGGAGUACUUGCGGGAGAUGCUUGCCGCAGAUCGAAGGUUCCCUCGCAGGCAGGAAGCAGACUUCGAAGUCACGGCUGCAGGUCUUCCUGCCAUCGUUCAACCAUCAGAGUUGCAGAGUGUGGAGAUUGAUGACUUGGGCAACAUGAGCAUGUACGUCAUGGACCCCACACCGCGGAGGGUGACGGUGCUUAUCAUGUCAAUCUCUCACGUUUGGGAGAGCAUGGAGCAUCCAAACCCACAUGGGUUUCAGCUCCACGAGAUCGUCCAAAAGUGCCCCCCAGUCACCUCCACUUGUGCAGUUUGGAUCUUCUAUGACUUUAGCUCGCUUUAUCAGUACGGUGGCCGAACUGAACCACAGGAAAGGUACUUCAGAGAAGCUUUGGCACACAUGCACACCCUCUACGCCCACGAGGCAAUCAAGGUCCACAUAGUGGAAGAGCUCACUCCUGAGACAUGGAAGCGUCCAGGAACUGUCAAUGCCUUCUCUGAGAAGGCAGGGCGUGUGAUUCCUAUGCCAAUUGACCAACUCACGGUGAAUAUGACACCUUACUUGCUCCGAGGAUGGUGUCAAGCCGAACGGCAAUGGUCAAGCCUGCGGAUGUCAUUAGACAACUGCGUUCCAAUGCCACCGGACCUAUUCCGCCACAAGAUGGAGGAACAAGGUCUCCGUUUCACCCACCAUGAUGACAAAGAAGUUGUGAUGAAGCUGCAAGCUCAGGUCUUUGCAGAGAAGGUCUUGACCACCCGGCAGUUGAUGGCAGAGCGGUUGGACGCAGAUGCUCUUGACGUUCUUUGUGCAGCUUUGCCGUUCUAUGCAGAUCUAGAUGAGGUCGUAGUCACCGGCAACUUAUUGCCAUUGAAUGCAGCUGUGGCAGUGGCUAAGACGAAUGCACGAUCCUACCAAAUGGAGUCCUGUGGACUCGGAGAUGAAGAUGUGGAACACAUCGCUGCAAUAUUACUACGUUGCAACAAGGUCGAGGAGCUGAGACUAGCACGUAACAAUAUAGGCAAGAGAGGGCUUCAAGCCUUGGGAGACUUGAGGAAAGCAAAACCGAACCUCUACAUCGAUGUCCUAGCCGACGAAGCAAAUGGCUCCGAGACCUGACAUGAAAGACAACACACAGGGCGGCAUUUUGCCAGAUCGAUGUCACGGCUGUGGAGCAAGAUGAAGACAGUUCUUGCCUAAGCAAGCUGGCGACAUCCUUUUUGGAAGCAACCUUGCAAAUUGAAAGUUUGUGCAUGCGCAUGCGACUGCUUGGAUGAGGCUCAGUUCGAGUGCCAGC
Messenger RNA from Durusdinium trenchii, 2026 nucleotides. The record is from the annotation of a GenBank genome assembly. NCBI's taxonomy places the organism in Eukaryota, Dinophyceae, Suessiales, Symbiodiniaceae.